Molecule: messenger RNA, 1635 nt
Organism: Telopea speciosissima
Lineage: Eukaryota; Viridiplantae; Streptophyta; Magnoliopsida; Proteales; Proteaceae
Product: eukaryotic initiation factor 4A-14
Exons: 5
Coding region: 127-1368 (413 amino acids)
Biological process (GO): cytoplasmic translational initiation
Cellular component (GO): cytoplasmic stress granule
Molecular function (GO): RNA helicase activity; translation initiation factor activity; ATP binding
Source: RefSeq, a predicted model, not a curated record
UUGCUCUUCGUUUCUCAGCCCUCUGCCCUCACUAUAAGAAUUGAAACUAGGGUUUUUUCAAACCCUCUACAAAGUUUGCGAAUUGUUGCAGCAGCUGCUAUCUUUUUCUCGCGCCAGAGCUCAGUCAUGGCGGGAGUGGCACCAGAAGGAUCGCAAUUUGAUGCUCGUCAAUAUGAUACGAAGAUGAAUGAAUUGCUUGGAUCUGAUGGGCAGGAAUUCUUUACUUCAUAUGAUGAGGUAUAUGACAGUUUUGAUGCUAUGGGCUUGCAAGAGAAUCUUCUCAGGGGCAUCUAUGCAUACGGUUUUGAGAAGCCAUCUGCUAUUCAGCAAAGGGGGAUUGUGCCAUUCUGCAAAGGUCUUGAUGUUAUUCAACAGGCACAGUCCGGAACAGGGAAAACAGCGACUUUCUGCUCUGGAAUUCUGCAGCAGCUUGACUAUGGUUUAGUGGAGUGCCAGGCUUUGGUACUGGCUCCCACCAGGGAACUUGCUCAACAAAUUGAGAAGGUCAUGCGUGCACUUGGGGACUAUCUUGGUGUGAAAGUUCACGCUUGUGUGGGUGGAACCAGUGUCCGUGAGGAUCAGCGCAUUCUAUCAAGUGGAGUACAUGUUGUGGUUGGCACUCCGGGUCGGGUCUUUGACAUGUUGCGUAGGCAGUCUCUUCGCCCUGAUUAUAUUAAGAUGUUUGUUUUGGAUGAGGCUGAUGAAAUGCUUUCAAGAGGUUUCAAGGAUCAGAUAUAUGAUAUUUUCCAGCUAUUGCCAUCAAAGGUUCAGGUCGGAGUUUUUUCUGCCACAAUGCCUCCUGAAGCCCUUGAGAUCACAAGGAAGUUCAUGAACAAGCCUGUGAGGAUCUUGGUUAAGCGUGAUGAGCUUACCCUUGAGGGUAUCAAGCAGUUCCAUGUCAACGUAGAAAAGGAGGACUGGAAGCUUGAGACUCUGUGUGAUCUUUAUGAGACAUUGGCCAUCACGCAGAGUGUCAUCUUUGUCAACACUCGACGUAAGGUCGACUGGUUGACAGACAAGAUGCGGAGUCGUGACCAUACAGUAUCUGCCACUCAUGGAGAUAUGGACCAGAACACCAGAGACAUCAUCAUGCGUGAAUUCCGAUCUGGUUCAUCUCGGGUGCUCAUUACCACAGAUCUCCUUGCUCGUGGUAUUGAUGUCCAGCAGGUCUCUCUUGUCAUAAACUAUGACCUUCCCACACAGCCAGAAAACUACCUUCACCGUAUUGGACGUAGUGGACGGUUUGGUAGGAAAGGUGUUGCUAUCAACUUUGUGACGCGGGAUGAUGAGAGGAUGCUGUUCGACAUCCAGAAGUUCUACAAUGUGGUCAUUGAGGAACUGCCUUCAAAUGUUGCAGAUCUUCUGUGAUUUUACUUUUUCUUUGUUUCUCUUUUCCUUCGAAAGUUUCUUUCUAUUUCUUGAGAACUAUUUAAUAUGUUUGUAGUGGGUCUAGAUCCUUGAUUAGUGUAAUUGAACUUUGUCUGACUGAGUGAUAUGGUUCCUUCAUAUUUGCACUGGUGGAAUCCAUCAUUGUGCAUCUUGGGUGUUUGGGUCGCAUUUAUUUCAGAUUUUGUCUCAGGCUGGGUUUUUGUAAUUUACGAGUCAUCCGAAGGGGAUUAGCUCCGAUUUGGUUCA